GUGAACUACCCUAAUUGAAUAAAUUCUCGGUUUUAAAAAUGAACCGAUUGCUGUGGGAAUUGGCGUGGUGAAACGCCGAGGAAAAAAGAUAAACCCACGCUUCUCGUUGGUAUCUCUCUUUCGGAUGGGCAGAAUAUAACCGGUUGAAACCGCGAUUAAACAGCUCGACGUUAGUGUGGGUUCGCCCUGGUGGGGAUCAAGAUAAAAUGAAAGGAAGAGUGAGAGGAUUGAGUGGUGAGGGUCUGGUCAAAGCGUCUGGUGGGAUCUAACAGGCAUUAAACGACACUAGGUAGUGCUAGGUAGUUGAUCAAUUGUGCUCGGAUCGUACGAGUUGUGAUUCGUCCAAGGCCUGCAAUCCGCGUAUUAAAGUGUUUGAGAUCAACUGCAUGAACCGGCUAUAACUGGUGCAAGCCAGUAGUUCAAACCAACGUAUUCGACAACAGUGCGCAAACGUAUCGGGUGGGAAUAGCUCCGGCAAAUUCACCUCACCUUAUAAUGUAUUCUGGGAAAUAAAGUAGCUACAAUACUUUGGCACAUUCAUACCGGAUUAUUUCAGUUUAACUUAUUGUCUUAUGUGAUUAAUAUUUCAAUAUCUUUGUCUGGAGGGAACCGGCUGUCGCCUGUAUUUCGGUUAUUGUGUUCCGUCAGUGAAUUAAAAGACCAGAAGAAAGAGAGAGAUUGAAAGUCAGUACUUGGUUGUGACUCGGAGGAAAACGCGCUCUGCAACACCAGUUUUGCCAUUCAAUUUUACAUUCAGAGUUGCAGUUUUUUUAAAUAUUUAUUUUUAUCUUCACGGGGUCUCAUGGUACUCACGGUUCUCUGAUCGAUCCAGCGAUUGAAAUAGUGAUCGAAAAACCCGCCGACAUGAUUUACCGUUAGUGUCGCAAUUUUAGUGAUUUCACUUCCGUGAUUUUUUAUUAUUAAGAAACCGUAUGAAUUGUUGUUUUCCGCUUGGAUAUUCGUACCGUAUGGACAGCGUAUGAGUUAGUGGAGUUUAUUUUAGAGAAGAUCGUUGGGAUUUUUUAAUUAGCAGUCAGCGGGAAUGAUCUGUAUCAUAGCAACGGUCGUUCACCUUGUGGAGCUGAAGCAGAAGCCAUUUUUCUCUGGGUGUUCAGUUGAAUUUAUGAACAAUUCGAUGGAAAAGCCUGUGGUUAUUGAGGUCAAGGGUAAAGAGAAUUUCGUCGUUAGAAUGUCUGGUCGUCAGGAAGAAUUACAUCCGGAUCAGGCUCGUUACCUCAGAUGACGAGCAGCCUGAUCAUCGGUGUGCCGAUGUUUAAGUUAUUGGGCUUUCUUUUAUCGUUGAUUCGCUGAUUAAUAUCGCAUGGACAAUAUUUGUUUCAUUUGUUCGUUGAUCGUUGAAUUUUUGAGGAGAAUUUAUUUAUUGAUACCAAUAUGCUCGGUGAUUAUCGCAAACAUCCGAUGCUACUCGUUUACGAGAUCAGCGUUCGACAAUUUGGCUCGGUUGGUAUUCAACUUGUAGCACGUGUUUUGUAUACAUCGAGGUACGAGCAGACAAUUGUAAGACUGGGUGAAUCUGGUCGCAAGUAUCUGGUUAAUCUGGUUGGAACCAGAAGACGUUGGCCUGUUAAACGACUUGGAACACCCAGAUAUUGCGAUAAAAAUAUUGUUCGCAAGAUUUUUAAACUCGGGGAGAGCUACCAUUCACCGCAGAAUCAGAAUGACGUGGGCACAGCCUCAUCAUCUAUGGCGAUGGUGCCAGCGUUCGUGACAGUGGUACCACCUGUACUCUCUGGUUUGGAUUCAGUCAAGGAGGACACAAAUGGCUCCUCAAAGUCGGUCACUGGAUUGCCCUCAUCACCAGCUAUUGCACCAGAUCAGGGGACCUGCAGUGAUAAGAACACAACAAAUGCACCAGGGGAAUUAGCACCUGAUGCUAAUGCCUUUCAGACCUGUGCCUGGCUGCGCUCAAGUCGUUUUCAGGCAUUCGAAACCACAUUCUCAAGCUUCUCAGCGGCUGAUAUCCUCAGACUCUCCAGGGACGAUCUCAUUCAGAUCUGUGGACUCGCUGAUGGAAUCAGAUUGUUUAAUGCACUACAUUCAAAACCACCAACACCCAAGUUGACACUUUAUUUUGAUGUUGAGGGAGGUGGCAGCUGUCUGUGGCGUGUUGUUUAUCUUGAGAGUCUCACCAGUGGUGCACUGGCCAGUAAAUUACUUGCCACUGUCAAUUUACCCAAUGAUCGACUACAUUCCGUUCUACUUCAGGGACCACAGGGAAUUCAUGUGCUGGUGUCCAAUGAGCUUGUUGCCAAUAUGAAAGAUGAGAGUAUGUUUCUUGUUGAAACCAUAAAAGAUUCGUCGAGUGAACGAUAUAAACUGCUGCUAAAGCCGUCUAUUUCUCUUAAAUGAGUGACGACAAUGGAAUUUGGGAGCAGAUAAGACUGUUGGUGAUGGAAUUUAUGCCGAUGGAUUGUGAGGAUAUCGAUGCUUUCAUUGAGAAUCUCACGCGAUACCAAUGAAAAUUAUUUUUUUUAUUGCAAUCGAGAUCGAGAACAGGGGAAUGAGUGACUGAUUGGCAGUGAAGUACACGAUAAUUAAGAUUCAUUAGAGUAUCUCUGCUUAGCAGACUUUUUCGGGCUAGUUUACACACUCGUGCAGCUUUGUUAUAGUUGAGAAUUAUACUCAUUUUAUUUUGUCCAUUUGUUUUUUAGGGUUUUGUCGAUUCGAUUUAUCUUGACCUCUACUUUUUUUGUAUUUUAUUUGAGAUUUAUAAUAAUGGAAGUCUGGAACUUUUUGACAAUUAUGCAUGAUUAAGUUUUCUUUAUUGUUAUUACGUUGAAGUAGUCAUUGUGAUGUAGAAUAUGUAAAUAGAUAAUUCGUGAAUUACUCAGGUAUUUUCGGGAGUGCCUUUCGCUGGCUGUUGAAGUUUUAGAAAAUUAGUCGAACGAAUUUUAAAAUUUCUUUAUUUUUAGAAUUAAUUGAGGAGAUCGUUAUCGCCUCGGGUAUGAUUGCGAUUUUUUCGUUUGACUAUUUUAAAUGAGACAAUUUCAAAUUAUUUUGUGGAUAAAAAUAUAUAUUUUAUGACUACAUACAAGAGAUUAAUAAAUAAGAUGUUUAACUUUUUGUGGAGUGACUUUUUCAUUGAAACAUCCAUUCGAAUUGCAAUUGUAGACAUUUCAUUUUCCCAAUUCACUAAA
Fopius arisanus is the source of this 3158-nucleotide messenger RNA. It is a transcript of the gene gem, whose product is annotated as gemini. Gene Ontology annotation, molecular function: DNA-binding transcription activator activity, RNA polymerase II-specific; RNA polymerase II cis-regulatory region sequence-specific DNA binding. Gene Ontology annotation, cellular component: nucleus. NCBI's taxonomy places the organism in Eukaryota, Metazoa, Arthropoda, Insecta, Hymenoptera, Braconidae. Gene Ontology annotation, biological process: regulation of transcription by RNA polymerase II. The record is from RefSeq and is a predicted model, not a curated record. The transcript has 3 exons. The coding region runs from base 1393 to 2370 and encodes 325 amino acids.